Molecule: messenger RNA, 901 nt
Organism: Delphinapterus leucas (beluga whale)
Lineage: Eukaryota; Metazoa; Chordata; Mammalia; Artiodactyla; Monodontidae
Source: RefSeq, a predicted model, not a curated record
UGCAGUGGCCUGGUCCCGGGGACCCAUUGUGGGGAGGUUGGGAAGUUGAAGAACACUCUGGCCUCCUCCAUCAUGUCGGCCAAGAGGGCAGAACUGAAGAAAACAAACCUGAACAAGAACUACAAGGCAGUUUGCCUGGAAUUGAAGCCAGAGCUGAUCAGAACAUAUGACUACAAAGGAGCUAAACAAGAAGGGCCAUUUACCAAACCAGGAGGGACAAAGGAGCUAAAGAAUGAACUCAGGGAGGUGAGGGAAGAGCUCAAGGAAAAAAUGGAGGAGAUAAAACAGAUAAAAGAUGUAAUGGACCAGGAUUUUGAAAAACUCCAGGAAUUUGUGGAGAUUAUGAAGGAAAUGCAAAAGGAUGUGGAUGAGAAGAUGGAUGUUUUAAUAAAUAUACAGAAGAAUAGCCAGCUUCCUCUCAGGAGUGGACCAAAGGAGCAGCAAGAACUCAGGCUGAUAGGAAAGAUGGACACAGACCCACAGAUCCGGCGGAAGAAAAUGGAUGGAGCUGAUGGAGUACCACUUGCCCUUCACAAAAAGAUGACGGCACUACAACAACCAAAAAAAGAUCCAAUGGAUUCCCUUCACCAAUGUGAUACCUGCUGUGAGAAAUGUUUGUUGUGUGCCCCAAAGAACAACUACAAUCAGCGGCAACUUCCAUACCAGGCCUGGGCAUCCGUUUCACCCUCGGCAUCUGGACUUGCUUUCUGAUUUAUCUGUGCUUCAACUCCUGUGUGACUGAGGACGUAGUUCCAACUUAGUGUCACCGCAGGACCUAUGAGUGGCUCCGGUUCAGCCUCUCCCCACUCCUUGAGCUGCACAGCAAAUGCCUGCUGCCCUCUUGCAUACCACCCUGCCCUUGUCUCCCUCUACCCAGAGAGUAAAAUCUUCAUUUAAAGCC